Messenger RNA from Symbiodinium natans, 1029 nucleotides. Lineage: Eukaryota; Dinophyceae; Suessiales; Symbiodiniaceae. The record is from the annotation of a GenBank genome assembly.
AUGGCCGUGUACAAAACUCCAGAGGUCGGGUAUUUGACCGUCACAAUCUUGGGGAAGCAUUAUUUUGUUCAUCGACUUGUUGCUACCACUUUCAUUGGUCUCCCGACUGCCGAGAAGUGGCAGGUGAAUCACAUUGACAGAGAUCGGGGCAACAAUCAGGUGGCUAAUUUGGAGUAUGUAUCGCCUGCAGAGAACAUCCGCCACCGGUAUGCCAGCGAAUCCAACCGCUUGACUUCUACAACUUGGCGACGUGCUGCAGUUGAAUGGCACCGUUCUGGCGACGAGUCUAUGCAGAAAGAGGCUGCACUGAGAUUGAGUGUUUCACAGAGCUCUGUGUCGCUCUGUUGCCCAGGAAAAAGUGAAACAGCUUUUGGAAACGGCGUAACUCGUAAGAUCCGUUGGGCAAGCCAAGAGACAGAAUUAUUGGAGGCGGGCGAAACGUGGAAGCCUGCCUUCCUUCCAGGUAGCACAUGCCCGAUCCUUGAUCUGAUGGUGAGCAACUAUGGAAGGACUUGGUCGAAAUCGCGGCAGUUUCCCUGCGGCUAUACUACUUGUGGAAGUCUCACAUGCGAUGGUUACCGUGUGGUGAAGAAGGGUGGGAAAGCAUUGAGGGUGCACCGCUUGGUGGCUGCAACAUUUCUUGGUCAGCCUGAAUCGCCCGACCUAGUUGUCAACCACAGAGACUCCGACCGAACAAACAAUCAUGUACGGAAUCUGGAAUAUGUGACCAAAUCUCAGAAUUUACUCCAUGCCUAUAGCCAAGGACGUCGGAACGCGGUCGGCAGUUCUAAGCCCGUUCAGGCGCGCCUAACACUCGCCUCGGAGCUUGGGCCUUGGCUAGAUUUCGGGUCCCUGCAAGCUGCUUCCCACCAUACGGGGCUGAGCCCAUACAAGAUCAAUCGGCUGUGCCAAGGGCACACUGUGAGGGAUGCCACCUGGGAGUUUCGGCUGAGGGAGGCCGAGGCAUUGGAGGGCGAAGAGUGGCGCCCUGUAGUGCUUGAAGGAGCACGCUGGAUGCAACAGGGUUAA